This is a messenger RNA of Calliphora vicina (urban bluebottle blowfly), 2904 nucleotides long. It is a transcript of the gene Eaat1, whose product is annotated as Excitatory amino acid transporter 1. Gene Ontology annotation, molecular function: L-glutamate transmembrane transporter activity; glutamate:sodium symporter activity; neutral L-amino acid transmembrane transporter activity. The record is from RefSeq and is a predicted model, not a curated record. The transcript has 11 exons. NCBI's taxonomy places the organism in Eukaryota, Metazoa, Arthropoda, Insecta, Diptera, Calliphoridae. Bases 202 to 1635 code for a protein of 477 amino acids. Gene Ontology annotation, biological process: L-glutamate transmembrane transport. Gene Ontology annotation, cellular component: plasma membrane.
GAUUGCAAUUUAUUUAGCAACCAUUUUCUAAAUGUUUAUUAACCAGUGAUUUGUGUAAAAAAAUAAAUUAAACAGUGCUAAGGGUUUCUUUAGAAAUCUAGACUUUGAGGUCUAGUUCUGUUGUGGAUUUUAACUCUGCCAUUUGUAAAAUAUAAUUUAAAAAAAAAAAACACACACAACUAAAUACUUAAAACACACAAAAUGACGCGGCCGAAAAAAGAUAAUAAAUUAAAAGCCUUCAUGGAGGAGAACCUCUUGACCAUGCUGACGGUCAUUGGUGUCUUCCUGGGCGGUCUUAUAGGCUUCAUUAUUAAAAGCAGCACAGGCGAAUGGUCAAAACGUGAAAUUAUGUAUAUAUCAUUUCCUGGUGAAAUCUUUUUGCGUAUGUUAAAAUGUCUAAUUGUGCCAUUGUUGGUCUCAUCAAUCACCAGUGCCAUAGGUGGUCUGGACUUGAGUAUGUCCAGUAAAAUUGCCACCAGAGCCAUUGCGUAUUACUUUAUUACCACAGUCUCAGCUGUAGUACUGGGUAUUUGUUUGGUAACCACCAUAAGACCGGGACAAGGUGCUAAAAUUGUGGAAACACGUAUGGAAUCAGUGGAUAAGGCCUCUAAAGUGCUAACACCCGAUACUCUAAUGGAUUUAAUUAGAAACAUGUUCACCGACAAUAUUAUACAAUCCACCAUGUUCCAGCAUCGUACAGAAAUUUUUGAAAAUACCAGUAUUGUACCAUCCUUGCCUAUGGAACAAUGGGGUUUCAAACCCACUCAACGUGAGGGUUCUAAUGUCUUGGGUCUUGUGAUGUUCAGCGUUAUUUUGGGCACCACCAUUGGCAGAAUGCGUGAGAAGGGUCAAUUGUUGCAGGAUUUCUUUACGACAUUGAGUGAAGCUAUGAUGACCAUUACAUCCUGGGUUAUUUGGAUUUCACCUUUAGGUGUGGGCUUCUUGAUUGCUGCCAAAAUUAUUGAAAUGGACUCCAUAACCGAUACCAUACAAUCGCUGGGUUGGUACUUUAUAACUGUUAUGCUGGGUCUAUUCCUGCACGGUUUUGGUACCAUUGCUGUUAUAUUCUUCUUGGGCACGCGCCGUUUACCCUAUCCCUACAUUGCUAAACUCAGUCAGGUCUUGGCCACAGCAUUUGGCACCGGUUCCAGUUCAGCCACCAUGCCCUUGACCAUCAAAUGUUUGGAUGGCAUGGGUAUUGAUCCUCGUGUAACACGUUUCGUUAUACCCGUGGGUGCCACCAUCAAUAUGGAUGGUACGGCUUUGUAUGAAGCGGUGGCGGCUCUUUUCAUUGCCCAAUACAGAGAGAUGAGCUAUUCGUUUGGCACCAUUGUGGCGGUUAGUAUUACGGCCACAGCUGCCUCCAUAGGUGCGGCCGGUAUACCACAAGCUGGUCUUGUAACAAUGGUAAUGGUAUUGGAUACCGUAGGUUUGGAACCUAAAGAUGUGUCCCUCAUUAUAGCCGUUGAUUGGCUGCUAGAUCGUUUCCGUACCACCAUUAAUGUUAUGUGUGAUGCUUUGGGUACAAUUUUAGUGAAUCAUUUAUCCAAAAAGGAUUUGCAAAAUGUAGACAGAUUAAAUGCUGAACCCCAUGAACUGCUGGAAUUAGGAGCCAAUGGCCAUGACAAGGAAUAAGAUAUCUAAAACAGCACUACAAUCACAGCAUAGUCAGUCAUUCAAAGUAGCAGAAUUUAGUUAUUUGUAACUUAAACAGAAAAGAAACAGAAACACGACGUGCUGCUUAGUUAAGCAAUUUAUUUUUGUACAGACAGAUGUGUUCGCUCCAUUCCAGAAGCACGUGUCUCUUGUCUUCUCUAAAAUAUGUUUAAAAAAAUAUACCCCAGAAUACAAAACUUUUAAUUUUAACUUUUGUGCUCUUUUCAAAAUCUUACAUUUAACAAAAAGUACAACUCUCACGAAUUUCCUUUAAAUUUAGCCAACAUUAUAUCUGCCCUUCUUCCAAGUCUUAAAAAGAAAAAAAUUGAAAACAUCUCAAACCGAAAUUCAAUUACCAAACCCACAAAAAUAUUUACAAUGUAAAUAUAUUGAUAAAAAAAAUAUAAAAAAUAAAUAAUUUGUAUUUAUAGCAAAAGAAAUUUAAUAAAAACAAAAUAAUUGUCAAGUAAGAAUGUUAUAAUUUAAACAAAUUAUAUUAUUAAUUAAUUAAAUUAGCAAUUAAUGAUUAUUAAAUAAAAUAAAAGUAAAAAAAUUGCCAAAUAAUAACAAUUUUCUGUUACAUUGUCAACUCCCCCACCAAAACAAAAAGGAAAACACGAACGAGUUCAAAUUUAAAUGCAAAAUAAAACUUUAAAGCUUUUUUAAAAACAAAAGUUAUGUGGAAAGGCCCUUAAAAGCUAUAAAAGCUUUAAAGUUUAUAAUAAUAUUUGUUUUUGUAAAUACAUACUUAAUAGUUUAAGUAUAAAAUAAAAGAAAGAAAAUAAAUGACAAUAAAUUGAAAAAACAAACUUAGUUUCAAAUCAGCUUAAAUAAAAGAAAAUUGUUUAAAUGCAACAAAUUGCCUAUAAAAAUACACAAACAAACAACUAAAUAUUAAUUUUUAAUUGAUUCAAUUCUUAUACAUAAAAAGAUACAUACAUAUUUAUAAUAUACCAACAAUUAUAUCCAAAAAAUACUUUUUAGUUUUGUUACAUUUGAUAUUUAUAAUAAUUACGAAAUUUGGAAGCUUAAAAAAACUUCUAUGAAAUCCCAAAUUAAAAAAACGUUAUAAAUAAACAUUAUAAUAUACAAAACAUACCUACAUAUACAUAUUAAUUAACAUCAUUAUUACCAAAAAAAAUUGAAAGAAAAAAAAUCUGAUAUAAAACUAAAAUGUUAUUCAAUAUUUUUUCUAGCUGUGUAGUUUACGUUCUCAAAAUAAAAACUGAAAAACAAUUAACAAAUAAA